This is a messenger RNA of Camellia sinensis, 1134 nucleotides long. The record is from RefSeq and is a predicted model, not a curated record. NCBI's taxonomy places the organism in Eukaryota, Viridiplantae, Streptophyta, Magnoliopsida, Ericales, Theaceae.
AUGUUUUAUUUGCCCAUCGAUCCACUAUUGAAGAAGAUUAUGAGUAGCAAGAAGAAGAAAAGAAACCAACCGGUGGUUCAACUAAGACAAUGGCGCCCAACUGCAAUGAAUAGAGUUGAGGAUACCAAGAUUUCUAAAUUAGAGAAAUUAGUUACUAGAAUAAGCUUCACAGAACUCGUGAAUGCUACUGACAAUUUUAGAGAAGACAACAUCAUCGGGUUGGGAAAGACCGGGACAAUGUACAAGGCAGUUUUCCCAAAUAGUUCAUUCCUUGCCAUCAAGAGGUUCUUCGACCCACAAUUCUCUGAAGGACACUUUAUGUCCGAGGUAAUGACUCUAGGUAGAUUGGGACACAUUAAUUUAGUACCUCUGUUUGGUUUCUGUUAUGAAGGAAAGGAAAAACUGUUGGUUUACAAAUAUAUGCCAAAUGGUAACCUCUAUGAUUGGCUACACCCUCCGGAAUGCGAGCUCAAGACCAUGAAAUGGCCUAUGAGGGUUAAAAUUGCUGUUGGGUUAGCAAGAGGAUUGGCAUGGCUUCACCACCACGACAGAAAAUUCCGGGUAUUCAAUCAGAACAUAAGCUCAAAUUGUGUACUACUAGAUAAGAAUUUUGAGCCCAAGAUCUCUAAUUUUGGGGAGGCAAAGUUCAUGAACUCGAACGAUGUUGCUUUGGGUGGGAGUACUUUCACGAAUGAGGAAUUGUUGGAGUUGGGUUUCGAUUUGUUGGAGCUGGGUUUUGAUAAGAAGGAUGUAUAUAGCUUUGGAAUUGUGCUUCUUGAGCUACUUACAAGGAAGGAACAUCGUAUGGCAACCAUUGCUGAAGCUUCUGCAAAUUCUGAUAACAAUUUGGUUGAAUGGAUCAUCAAUCUUGUAAGUACCUCUUUUAGUCUGCAAGAUGUAGUUGAUGACUCUCUGAUCGGGUUGGGAUUCGAUGGUGAGAUCUUUGAGUUCAUCAAUAUUGCAUGCAAAUGUGUUCAGCCAGUGCCAGAGCGGAGGCCAACAAUGCUGGAAGUGUAUCAAACAAUGAGGGCCACUGGGGAGAAACAUGGCAUUGUGGACAAUUCUGAGAUGUGGAAAGAAACAGAAAUUGCUACUGCCAGUGCUAGUGAGGGAGAUAUUGAAAUAAUAGGGUAA